AUGUACACCGCGUCUCUCCUCGCGGCCGCGGCCGUUCUCCCCAACCUGCUUGUCUCCGCCACUGCGCCGCCCAGCUAUCCCGGGUUCACACUCAUCUGGAACGACACGUUUGCCGGCGCGGCAGGCACACCGCCCAAUGCCAACAACUGGAGGACCGUUACCGGCUACCUCAACCAGAACAGCGAGGCCGAGGUCUACUCAAGCAGCACCAAGAACCUCCAGUUGAGUGGCAGCGGCUCCCUUCAGAUUGUGCCCCUCAAGGACCCCCAGUCGUCCGGGCCGGGCAGCGGCUGGACCUCGGGCCGCGUCGAGUCUGUCGGCGGCUGGCUGCCCGCGGCCGGCCAAAAGACGCGGGUCGAAGGCCGCAUCCGCAUGGGGGACGGGCCCGCCGGGACCAAGCAGGGCAUCUGGCCCGCCUUUUGGCUGCUGGGCGAGGCCAUCCGCACGGGCACCAACUGGCCGCAGUGCGGCGAGCUCGACAUUCUGGAGCUGCGCAACGGCGUGGCCACGGGCUUUGGCACGGCCCACUGCGGCACCACGGCCAACGGCGGCGUGUGCAACGAGCCCUCGGGCCGCGGCGCGACCGUCGCCGUUCCCGACCCAGCGGCGUUUCACACGUGGACGAUGACGUGGGACCGCACGAGCAGCGACUACAAGGCGCAGACCAUCCAGUGGGCGCUGGACCAGACGGUCUACUUUACCCUCGCGGGGGUGCAGCUCGACGAGGCGACGUGGCGGACGCUGGCGGCGAGUGGCUUCUACAUUGUCAUGAACGUGGCCGUGGGCGGCGAUUUUCCAGGUGCGCCCAACAGCGCGACCCAAGGCGGCGCCGCCAGCCAAAUGGAGGUGCAGUACGUGGCCGUCUACGCGACAAAUUGA
This is a messenger RNA of Sporothrix schenckii 1099-18, 879 nucleotides long. RefSeq names its product endo-1,3(4)-beta-glucanase. The transcript has a single exon. Gene Ontology annotation, molecular function: hydrolase activity, hydrolyzing O-glycosyl compounds. Bases 1 to 879 code for a protein of 292 amino acids. Lineage: Eukaryota; Fungi; Ascomycota; Sordariomycetes; Ophiostomatales; Ophiostomataceae. Gene Ontology annotation, biological process: carbohydrate metabolic process. The record is from RefSeq and is a predicted model, not a curated record.